AUGGAUGUCAACAAAGCCAUGGAGCACGAAAGAAUUGAAAAUGUCGAGGCCAUGCCAGAUAAAGGGCCAAGCGCCUAUAUUUCAUGGGUCAACAUUGCUCGAACACUUGCUUUGUCGUUUACCUACACAAUCCUCGGUCGUCUGUCAGAUCUCUUCGGUCGGCGCUGGUUCUUCAUUGGUGGCAAUUGUGUCGCACUUAUCGGCAUCAUUGUGUGCGCCACUGCCCAGAAUGUGAAUUCUUUGAUCAUUGGAAGCGCUAUUUAUGGGUUGGGAGAGACAGUUCAACUGAGCUUCAAUGUUGCUAUUGGCGAGCUUGUUCCUAACAAGUACCGACCAAUGGUUCUGAGCUUUAUAUUUGCAACAAACGCACCGUUUGCCACAUUCGGACCAAUCAUGGCCCGGAAGCUCAUUCAGCAUUCCAACCUUGGGUGGAGGUGGACAUACUAUAUCAACAUCAUUGCCGUUGGAUUGGCUAUCAUUUUGCUAUUCUUCUUUUAUCAUCCGCCCACAUUUGAGCUCCUUCACGAGAGAAAGACCAAGCGACAACUGCUGAAGCAGCUGGACUCUGUGAUUUCCACUCUUGUUAUUGGUGCCGUCUUGCUCAUCGUGCUCUUCACCUGGGAAGCAUUCGCCAACUUGGCCUACCCAGCUAUCCCGGUCAAGUUUUUCGCCAAUCGCGGGUUCAUGGCCCUCGUCUGCUGCGCUACUGUUGCUAGUGUCCAGGCACUGUUCACCAAGGAUGUCACCUAUGCUGGCUGGCUUUCGACUACCGUGGGCAGUUCAACAGCCCUCGGACAAAUCUGCGCCGGCGCUAUCGUCAAAUGGGGCGGAAAUGUGCGAUAUUGGAUUAUCUUCAGCACCUUUGCAAUGGUAGGGUUUGUCGGUGCACUGGCAUCACUAACCCCGGACACAAAGACGACGGGUAUUGCACUCACAAUCCUCGGCCCAUUCUUCGUCGGGUUCAUUGAGCUUGCCUCACUCGCCCUGGCGCCUCUGUUCUGCAAGCCUUCUGAUAUUGGUCUUGCAUCCGGCUUGCUUGCCUCAAUUCGAUCGGCCGGAGGAUCGAUCGCAGUUGCUGUGUACUCUACGAUUUUAUCGAACCGCCUAGCAAGCACACUACCCGCCAACAUUGGGCCAGUUGCAAUUGCUGCAGGACUUCCCGCCGACCAGGUCCCAGCCCUUGUGGCGGCAGCGAAAGCGGGCAAGCUAGCAAUGUUCCCCGGAAUCACCGACGCCAUCACUGCGGCCGUGACACGCGUGAUGCCGCUUGCAUAUUCUCAAGCAUUCAAGACAGUCUACCUGGCCAGCUUGGGUUUUGGUGGCAUCGCGAUUGUCGGAUGCUUGUUUUCGAAGGACGCGGCAAAGUUUCUGACGAGCACUGUCGAGAGAAAGAUGACAAAUACAGGAAAAGACGUCGCCUUGAAGAAGGCUGAUACGGAUGUGUAA
This is a messenger RNA of Phaeoacremonium minimum UCRPA7, 1446 nucleotides long. Its product is annotated as putative trichothecene efflux pump protein. The record is from RefSeq and is a predicted model, not a curated record. The coding region runs from base 1 to 1446 and encodes 481 amino acids. Lineage: Eukaryota; Fungi; Ascomycota; Sordariomycetes; Togniniales; Togniniaceae. The transcript is spliced from 7 exons. Gene Ontology annotation, biological process: transmembrane transport. Gene Ontology annotation, molecular function: transmembrane transporter activity. Gene Ontology annotation, cellular component: membrane.